AUGUCCAUGAGCACUAAAGCCGCGUAGAUAUGGACAUUCACAUUGGCGACCUUCACUCAACCAUCGUCGAUCGAGAACUUGAAAUCAUUCAGGAACUACUUGAGGAAAUGUUGACCCAUACGGAAGCUAUGAGCAACGCUUGCGAUGUCUGUGCAGAACUGGACUGUCUCCUCUCCCUAGCGCAGGCCUCUCGAACAAACAACUACGUCAGACCAGAAAUCGUCCAGGACAGCGUCAUUGAGAUCGUUGGCGGAAGACACCCUCUGCAUGAGCAAAUCCUAGAUGCAUUCGUUGCGAAUGAUGCAAGGCUUGUCGGAGGAGCCGGUCUGAACUCUCAGCCAGAGGGCCUGGAAGAUGAGGAUGAUUGGAACAGUAUCCUACUUUGCACAGGCGCUAACGCAUGUGGAAAGAGCGUAUACAUGAAGCAGAUUGCCCUCAUUCAGAUAAUGGCCCAGAUAGGAUGUUUUGUUCCAGCGGAACGCGCCACUCUAGGAAUCGUCGACAAAAUUUUCACUCGCGUUUCGACGAGAGAAUCCGUGUCGAAGGCGCAGUCAGCAUUUAUGAUCGAUCUCAACCAAGUUUCCCUCGCCCUCCGCAAUUGCACACCCCGUUCUCUUAUCCUGCUUGACGAAUUCGGGAAGGGCACUUUAUCGACUGACGGAGCUGGUCUGUUCUGUGGCGUUCUAAUGCACCUGCUUGAACGAGGGCCAGCAUGCCCGAUGGUUCUCGUAGCCACCCACUUUCACGAAGUAUUCACGCGCGAUCUCCUCGACGUUGAGAAUCUCCCAAUUACUUGUUGCCAUAUGCAGGUCAUGUUCACAUUGGACUCUGACUCGGCCUUUAAAGUCUCCCGCAUCUCUGUUGCUCACGGCGUAAAUAGCGUGGCGCGGGGACUGUCAGCAGAUUCACAUGCUGCUCAGUGUGCAGCGAUGUUUGGGAUCCCCGCUCGAAUUGUCUCUCGUGCUCAGCACGUCAGCAACUUGAUUUCCCAACACGAAAUCGUACAGCUUUUGGAUGAAGAAAUAACCGAGAAGGAGAAGGAAGAUCUGCUAGACGCGGAGGCGGUUUGCAAGAGAUUCUUGGAAUGGGAUUUGGACGAUCAUGAGGGCGUCGAUGUAAAAGCAAGGCUUCGCUGGGUACUGGGCAUGGUUGAGGAAGGGCAAGAGCAGCAGGAUGAGUAA
This is a messenger RNA of Coprinopsis cinerea okayama7#130, 1181 nucleotides long. Its product is annotated as DNA mismatch repair protein Msh5. The record is from RefSeq and is a predicted model, not a curated record. NCBI's taxonomy places the organism in Eukaryota, Fungi, Basidiomycota, Agaricomycetes, Agaricales, Psathyrellaceae. Gene Ontology annotation, molecular function: mismatched DNA binding; ATP-dependent DNA damage sensor activity; ATP binding. Gene Ontology annotation, cellular component: nucleus. Gene Ontology annotation, biological process: chiasma assembly; mismatch repair. The transcript is spliced from 11 exons. Bases 30 to 1181 code for a protein of 383 amino acids.